Molecule: messenger RNA, 1830 nt
Organism: Cucurbita pepo subsp. pepo (vegetable marrow)
Lineage: Eukaryota; Viridiplantae; Streptophyta; Magnoliopsida; Cucurbitales; Cucurbitaceae
Product: serine/threonine-protein kinase 12
Biological process (GO): protein phosphorylation
Molecular function (GO): protein serine/threonine kinase activity; ATP binding; protein binding
Source: RefSeq, a predicted model, not a curated record
ACGAAACGAGUUCUCCAUUUUUGCUUGCGCGGCGAUUUGGAUCGUGAAAUUUCGAGUUCAUUCGAGUCGGAAACCUAGCGGCGAAAUCGUAAUUGUUCAAUUCAUUUACUAAUUUUGUGGAAUCUUCGCCGGAGAUUCAUCGGAGGCUGGUUGUGUUAGGGUUUUAGAAACGAAGUUCUGUGUGUUGUAAUGGAGACGAAUACGAGUAACAACGGAGUGAGGUUUCUGCUAGGGAAGCAGUCGUCGAUGGCGCCGGAGCGGCAGACGGAGGAGACAGCGGAGGCGGCGGAGGCGACGGAGGACGGGGAGGAGAUCCAUCCGGGAGUGAGAUUGAUGUAUUCGGCAAAUGAAGGCGAUUUGGAAGCGAUUAAGGAGCUUAUAGAUUCUGGAGUUGAUGUUAAUUUUCACGAUGCUGAUAAUCGGACGGCGCUUCAUAUUGCUGCUUGUCAAGGUUGCACGGAGAUCGUCGAUUUGUUGCUCCGGCGAGGAGCGGAGAUUGACCCCAAAGACUGCUGGGGUAGUACGCCUCUCGCAGAUGCUAUAUUCUACAAAAACCACGAAGUUAUCAAAUUGUUGGAAAAAAGCGGCGCAAAACAUCUGAAAGCUCCCAUGCUCGUCAAGCAUGCUCGUGAAGUCCCUGAAUAUGAAAUUGAUCCUAAAGAAUUUGACUUCACAAACAGUGUCAACUUAACCAAGGGAACCUUCCAUUUAGCAUCGUGGCGCGGAAUCCGAGUUGCGGUCAAAGAGCUUCCCGAGGAUGUGAUUUCUGAUGAGGACAAAGUGAACGCUUUCAGAGACGAGCUUGCAUUGCUUCAGAAGAUUCGGCAUCCGAACGUCGUUCAAUUUCUCGGUGCUGUCACUCAAAGUAGUCCCAUGAUGAUUGUUACCGAAUAUUUGCCUAAGGGAGAUCUUUGCCAAUUUUUACAGAAAAAAGGAGCUUUAAAACCAAUUGUAGCUGUGAAAUUUGCUCUUGAUAUUGCAAGGGGAAUGAACUAUUUGCAUGAAAACAAACCCGCACCAAUCAUCCACCGUGAUCUCGAGCCAUCAAAUAUAUUGCGAGAUGACACUGGAAGCCUAAAAGUUGCAGACUUUGGAGUUAGCAAGCUGCUCACAGUCAAGGAGGAUAAGCCACUGACUUGUCAAGACACUUCAUGCCGAUAUGUUGCUCCAGAGGUUUUCAAGAACAAUGGAUAUGAUACUAAAGUGGAUGUCUUCUCCUUUGCUUUAAUACUACAAGAGAUGAUCGAAGGCCAACCGCCAUUUUCAAACAAGAAAGAAAAUGCUAUUCUUAAAGAGUAUGCCGGCGGUGUACGACCAGCUUUCAAAGCUCCAGCUAAAUGCUACGCGCAUGGAAUCAAAGAGUUGAUUGAAGAUUGCUGGCAUGAGAAGCCAUCAAAGAGACCAAAUUUUAGGCUUAUAAUCUCAAGGCUUGAAACCAUUCAUCACAGUCUUAGCCACAGAAGGCGUUGGAAGCUUCCAACGCUGAGAUGCUUUCAGAACGCAGAGGAGAAGAUAAGAAGAGGCCAUCUCUCAAGCAGCCGGAGCCUCUCAUCGAGAUCUGCAAGCAGCAUAUGAACCACCUCCAAUGUUCUUCCCCCGUCUUGGAUUUGUAGGUAAAUUUCCCUUGUUUUGUUCAGUUUAGUGCCAGAUUUGUUUGCAACCCAAAAUAACCUAUUGCUUGUUGUGCAAUAAUCCCUUUUAGUCAUUCAAUUCUCUCAACCUCCUAAGUUUCUGGGUCGAGAAUUCAUAUUGUACAUUGGUUGAUACGUACUUUUCAAUACAAUUUGUGUUUAUAACGGUUAAGAAUGAGAAACAGAAGUGGAAUCGAAA